UUCCACCAGUCACACCCUCAUCCUCAUCGAUUCCUCCUCACGGUGGUGGCGGCAUCCCUUCGAGGCAGGAGGAGCCGCCGACUCAUCGAGGGCAGCCAGCGACAAUCGAACGGACGGCGGGUAGUCCACCAGCACCGGCGAGGCUCUCAAGUUUGGGCAGCGUCACGCAUCCGCCCCUGACUCACGCUUGCCGGCCGGUCCGGCAGCAGUUGUUCCCGUGAGGGCGAGGGCGAGGGCGAGGGCGAGGGCUUGCCGGCGUGGGUCGUCGGGCGAGCAGCGGCUCAGAGAGCACAAGCAGUGGAGCAGAAGAGUGGCACUGGAGGAUCAAUCUCAGUUGACACCAUACGAUUUGAUUCUUCUUCCGGAGCGCAGUUCGUUUUCCAGAAUAAUCUGGGGUUCAACUGAACCCCCAUGUCCCAAAUAAAGGCCGCCCCUUCUCUGAUGAGCCGGCCCCUCCCCGCACCGCCCGUCGUUUGCCCGGCAUUGGUGAACGUGAGAGUCCGGGGGCUAUGGAGUCAUGGUCAUUUCCCCUCAAGGUCUCGUAUUUCUUGCACAGAGUUAUCAAGUGGAGGUUCUGGCAAGGACUUGGGGGCGUCAGAGUACAGUGACCAGGCGUGUGACGAGAAUGCUGCUGCCGGGGAUGAUGAGGGAGACAGUCUAGGAUGGAGCAAAGAUGAGAUUGAUGCCAUCUCGGCGCUCUUCGACCGGCCAAUGCGUCAGAAGCCCCUGAAGCCGCCAAACCCGGCGAAGCAGCGGGCGCUCCCGCUGCCGCUGCCGCACAAGACGAGGCUGCCCGUCGCGCCGGCACCGAAGCAGCACCUCCGGCUUGCAGCAAGAGCGGCGCUCUCCUCGCGCGCUUCCUUCAGCGACCAGGUGCGCAAGAACCCAGAGGCCCUCGUCGGGAUUGCUCGGGAGAUCGCCACGCUUCCCCCAGAGCGCGACGUCUCCGCGGUGCUCGACCGGUGGGCAAGGUUCCUCCGGAAGGGCUCCUUAUCGAUGACCAUCCGUGAGCUCGGGCACAUGGGACUCCCCGAGCGCGCGCUCCAGACGUUGUGCUGGGCUCAGAGGCAGACGGUCGUGCCAUUGUUUCCCGACGACCGGAUUCUCGCGUCCACCAUCCAAGUUUUGGCGCGCUUUGGCCAGCUGAAGGUGGAGUCUGCUCUGGAACAGUGCGUCCCCACGGCGAGCCGUACUGUUCUUGAAGCCAUGGCGAGCGGGUUCAUCAGGGAUGGGAAACUAGGACUUGCGCGCAAACUACUCGAGCUCGCAAAGAUCAAUCAGAGGACGCUGCACCCAAGCAUCUAUGUGAAGCUGAUGUUGGAAGCCGCCCGGACGCCUGAAGGCUACGGACUCGCCGCCGCGCUGGUCGACGAGCUCGGCGAGAGUCCAGACUUGGACCUGCGUCCGCAGGACUGCACGGCUGUUAUGAAGGUCUGCGUAAAGCUCAGGCGGUACGCGGCCGUGGAGAGCCUGUUCAGCUGGUUCAGGGAUUCCGGCGGGAGCCCCACCGUGGUGAUGUACACGACGGUGGUCCACAGCCGCUGCCGCGACGGGAGGCACCGCGAGGCUUUGGCCCUGGUGUGGGAUAUGGAGCAGGCCGGUUGCCUCCUUGACCUGCCAGCGUACCGGGUCAUUGUCAAGCUGUGCGUGGUGUUGCGCGACCAGGAGAGGGCGCUCUGGUACUUGUCGAGGUUGAAGGAGGCUGGCUUUGUCCCGACCGGCGACAUGUACCGCAAUGUGAUCGAAGGUUAUGCGGCGGAGGGGAGGCUGGCCAAGUGCCGGCAGCUGAUCAGAGAGGCCGAGUCGGCCGGUGUGAAGUUGGACAGGAGGCUGCUUUCACGCUUGCCUGAAAGUAGCGAUGGCCGUUCUUCUUGACUCUCUGAAUGUUGUUGACAUCUGACAGGCAGAGUAGAAUCGGAACAGGAACACCACGCUUUUGUGUAAUUACUCUUUUUGUAAGCUUUGUUUUGAGAUGAAUUAUCUAUAACCUUUGUAGUGGUAGAAAGAAGUAGGCGAGUAAUUACGUUUUUGUGGUUGUUGUUUCUGCGCCUCGUGUAUUUUUCACCGAUCAAUUUUCCAUGACAAAACAGCGAAUUGGUGACUGCA
This is a messenger RNA of Phragmites australis (common reed), 2106 nucleotides long. RefSeq names its product pentatricopeptide repeat-containing protein At2g01860. Gene Ontology annotation, molecular function: protein binding. The transcript is spliced from 2 exons. The record is from RefSeq and is a predicted model, not a curated record. The coding region runs from base 412 to 1875 and encodes 487 amino acids. Lineage: Eukaryota; Viridiplantae; Streptophyta; Magnoliopsida; Poales; Poaceae.